Messenger RNA from Alosa alosa (allis shad), 1371 nucleotides. RefSeq names its product skin secretory protein xP2-like. The record is from RefSeq and is a predicted model, not a curated record. The coding region runs from base 147 to 695 and encodes 182 amino acids. The transcript has 4 exons. Lineage: Eukaryota; Metazoa; Chordata; Actinopteri; Clupeiformes; Clupeidae.
UAAUUUUAUUUGAACGGGGCAGAGGACAGCGUAGACUUGCAUCAGCGCAGAGUGACAGUCAACAUCUAUGCACGUUAUCAAGGACUCGGACAUUACUAAGGGACCUCUGGCUUUUCUGUCGUUGUCGUAAUAUAUGUUUUUAUAGAAUGGGGUGUAGUUCUAGUACGCAGACCACAGGACAAGAGGCAAACAAACCAAGCCCAAAACAAGAGGAAAGUAAUGGAACAAGCACAACAGGCACAACAAAUGAAAAUGGUGGCAUUCCAGAAGACAGAGUGACAAUCCCAGACCAAACUGCAUCAGAGACCUCUGCAAAACCACCCAGUGCAGGCUCCACAGCCCCGGCUGCAGCAGAACCCACAGAGAGCCCAAAGAAAGAGGGCUCUGAGGCUGCUCCCCCAGCCUCUGCCCCUGCCUCUCCCCCGGCCUCUGCCCCUGCCUCUCCCCCGGCCUCUGCCCCUGCCUCUGCCCCGGCCUCCAGUGACUCCACAGACCAACCAGCAGCAUCAGAGGGAGAUGCCCCAGCGGGGGACACCUCGAAUGAGACCGCACCUGCUUCUGACACCGCUGCUAAGGCCUCAGACAACUCUGAGUCUCCCGCCCAGCCAGCAGAGGGGGCAAAAGACAACGCUGCGUCACCAGAAGCCCCAGCUGAGUCCACAGCAGAAGCCCCAGCUCCCACAGAGGGAUCAUAAGACAGCACUACAGAUGGAUGUACUCACACAAUCCCAUGAUGCUCACCAAAUCUCUCAACGUGCAAAAGUGAGACUGUUGAUCCACAGGGAACCUGCAGAGGCAGUCAAGCAGCUAUUCAACUCUAUAGUUUUGCUUUAUCAAUGUAAUGAUAGCAGAUAAAUGUAUUUAUAUUUUGUCAAAAAUGAUAUAGAUGUAAAAGAUAUAAAUGAAGCCUGAUUACAGGAAUGGAUAUUUAGACCCCAUUUAUAUAGUGGAUUUAGUUGACCAAGUGAGGUUAAACUUAUCAGGAACCAAUUGUGUUUUCAGCAUUGUCCCUUAGGUGAGGGUCAUCUAUUACAAUUGCCUGUUGCCAAGCUAGACAAACCAGUCUCCUGGACUGGAGUCUAAUAGAUUGACUGUGCCUUUGUUUUCUUCUGUUGGUGUGUGGAAAGGAUUUCUACUUUUGUACAUACCAUAUUUCACCAGCACAAUAACAUCAGAUAGUGUAUCAAUUACAUCGUUAUAUAGCUUCUAAACUUCUUUAAAACACAAGCUUUGCUGUGAAAGUUUGACUUUUUCUAUGCAAAAGUCAAUAUUUUGUGAAUGAGAAAAGACGGACUUCAUCUUUCUACAACCCCAAAACAGAAAAAGUUGGGACAUUCUGUAAAAUGUGAAUAAAAACAGAAUGUAAUAAUC